This is a messenger RNA of Pecten maximus, 720 nucleotides long. Its product is annotated as pollen-specific leucine-rich repeat extensin-like protein 3. The record is from RefSeq and is a predicted model, not a curated record. NCBI's taxonomy places the organism in Eukaryota, Metazoa, Mollusca, Bivalvia, Pectinida, Pectinidae. The coding region runs from base 1 to 720 and encodes 239 amino acids. The transcript has a single exon.
AUGUACUUCCCAGUCAAGGUGAGUCACUGUCCUGUUGGGUCACUAUCACCUACCAUGUACUUCCCAGUCAAGGUGAGUCACUGUCCUGUUGGGUCACCAUCACCUACCGUGUACUUCCCAGUCAAGGUGAGUCACUGUCCUGUUGGGUCACCAUCACCUACCGUGUACUUCCCAGUCCAGGUGAGUCACUGUCCUGUUGGGUCACCAUCACCUACCGUGUACUUCCCAGUCAAGGUGAGUCACUGUCUUGUUGGGUCACCAUCACCUACCGUGUACUUCCCAGUCCAGGUGAGUCACUGUCCUGUUGGGUCACUAUCACCUACCAUGUACUUCCCAGUCAAGGUGAGUCACUGUCCUGUUGGGUCACUAUCACCUACCAUGUACUUCCCAGUCAAGGUGAGUCACUGUCCUGUUGGGUCACUAUCACCUACCAUGUACUUCCCAGUCCAGGUAAGUCACUGUCCUGUUGGGUCACUAUCACCUACCAUGUACUUCCCAGGCCAGGUGAGUCACUGUCCUGUUGAGUCACCGUCACCUACCGUGUACUUCCCAGUCCAGGUAAGUCACUGUCCUGUUGAGUCACCGUCACCUACCAUGUACUUCCCAGUCCAGGUGAGUCACUGUCCUGUUGGGUCACUAUCACCUACCAUGUACUUUGAUUCCCACUCAAGGCGAGUCACUGUCCUGUUGGGUCACCAUCUCCUACUGAGUACUUCCUAG